Molecule: messenger RNA, 1065 nt
Organism: Acipenser ruthenus (sterlet)
Lineage: Eukaryota; Metazoa; Chordata; Actinopteri; Acipenseriformes; Acipenseridae
Product: urotensin-2 receptor-like
Exons: 1
Coding region: 1-1065 (354 amino acids)
Biological process (GO): regulation of blood pressure; blood vessel diameter maintenance; neuropeptide signaling pathway
Cellular component (GO): membrane
Molecular function (GO): urotensin II receptor activity
Source: RefSeq, a predicted model, not a curated record
AUGGACGACAUCGGGGAAGCCCUGUCGACCAACCACACCCCCAACGCCUCUUCCAGCAGCCCCGCCCAGGGCCCCCUGCUGGUCACCUCUGUGCUGGGGGCCACCCUGACCCUCAUGUGCCUGCUGGGGGCCACGGGGAACAUCUACAUCCUGGCAGUGAGCAGCACCCCUCUCUGGAAAGCGGGCUCCCUGCACCUCUACAUCGUCAACCUGGCCCUGGCUGACCUCCUGUACCUGUCCACCAUCCCCUUCGUGGUCAGCACCUACUUCACCCGCGACUGGCUGUUCGGAGAAACCGGUUGCCGGGUGCUGCUCAGCCUGGACCUGCUGGCCGCCCACGGCAGCGUCUUCACCCUGACGGCGAUGAGCGCCGAGCGGUACCGCGCGGUCGUACGCCCCUUCCGCGCCCGGAGGUCGCCCAAAAGGUACCGGGCUCUGGUGGCCGCGGGGAUCUGGCUGGCUUCCUUCCUCCUCACCCUGCCCAUGAUGGUGAUGAUCCGCCUUCGGAAAAGCCCGACCACUUCCAAACGGAUCUGCUUCCCCACUUGGAAGCUGGAAGCCUUCAAGGCCUACCUGACUGUUCUGUUCUCCACCAGCGUUCUGGCACCCGGGUUCGCCCUGGCCUGCCUCUACGGCCGGUUAGCCAGAGCCUACUGGACGUCCGAAGCCAGGGUGCGCUCCACCAAGCGGAGGCUGAAACACAGAGUGGCCUGCCUGACCUUCGGUAUCGUGGUCGCGUACUGGGCCUGCUUCCUGCCCUUCUGGGCGUGGCAGCUGGCCAAGCUCUACUCCCAGGAUGCCUUGCGGUCCCUGUCGGACGACGCCCACGCUUACGUCAAUUUCUCCGUCACCUGCUUGACCUACAGCAACAGCUGCAUCAAUCCUUUCCUCUACACCUUGCUGAGCAAGAAUUACAGGGACUACGCGAGACAGAAACGCCAGCCCUCCACUGGGACCGGCAUGAGCAGCGGGGCUGGGGGGGACUGCGCUGUCCCGGGGGGAGGGAGGGAGGCGAGCGGGGGCGGGGCUGUUCUGGAAAAGGGGAAAUUGGGAAGGGGAAAUUAA